GCAGGAGACAUCGGGGGCGCGCAAGCGCUGCUUUAGGGGCGGGGGACGCUCGGGGAGAUCCGGGUUUGUGGACGAGCAUGACGUGUACAACAGAAUCAAAACAGAGCCGGUGCUGCACACUGGAGGCUGCCGGCUGCGUACUGCGCGGAGGUUGCUGCAGGCACACUAGCCGUGAACAUGGCAGACGGCAAUUUUGAUCCAUGUGAGUGCAUUUGCUCCCAUGAUCAUGCAAUGCGAAGACUGAUUAAUUUGCUAAGGCAGUCCCAGUCUUAUUGCACCGACACAGAAUGCUUGCAGGAACUACCUGGACCCAAUCCUUCCAGUGAUGGCGGAAUUAGCAUUGCAAUGAUUGUCAUGGCCUGGCUUGUUAUCGGUUUUACCAUAUACCUGCUGAGACCCAGAAGUCUCCGUGGAUCAAGGGCGACUGGAAAACCUGCUACUCCACAUAAUGAUCAUAGCCAUGAACCUCCAGCACCACCAGUAGACUAGUAACUCCUGGAAUUUCCACAGAAUAUUUGCACGACCAAAUGAAUCCAGAAUGGCCAGACUACUCUGAAGUGGAUGAUUCUUCUUCUUUCUUUCCUUUCUAUUAACGCCGACCACCCUAUCGGUAUUGGGCAUUCCAUAUCCUGAGAUACCUGGUGGAUCGAGGAUCUUUGGAGCAUGUUGUCUUGUUCCAGAUGUUCUUGCAGUAAUUUUUUUUUCUUGUAAAUGUAGACUUUGAUUAAUAGCUUUGUCUGGACUUUCAGCCUUAAUAUAACUUUUAAGAUGCAUCACA
Bufo bufo (common toad) is the source of this 778-nucleotide messenger RNA. RefSeq names its product small integral membrane protein 14 (gene SMIM14). Bases 178 to 489 code for a protein of 103 amino acids. The transcript has 5 exons. Gene Ontology annotation, cellular component: endoplasmic reticulum. Lineage: Eukaryota; Metazoa; Chordata; Amphibia; Anura; Bufonidae. The record is from RefSeq and is a predicted model, not a curated record.